Heterobilharzia americana is the source of this 1209-nucleotide messenger RNA. NCBI's taxonomy places the organism in Eukaryota, Metazoa, Platyhelminthes, Trematoda, Strigeidida, Schistosomatidae. The record is from the annotation of a GenBank genome assembly.
AUGGUUUCUGGUUCGUAUUUUACUCCAUCACCAAUAGUCAGAAGUAAGAGUUCAUGUAGCAUCUCAACGUCAUUAAAUAAAAACAAUGAACUUUCUCGUGGUUUAAUGAGAAUAUGGCCUUGUAAUGUUCAGCUGUCCAGAUAUCAGUCGCUAGAACAUCCUAGCAAUUACUAUAAUUAUGCAAGAAAAUGUAUCUAUCCUCGACAUAGUGAAACAAUGUGGAAUUUAGUUAAUAAAGCUGCUGUCGAAAACGCUGCUCAUGAACGAGCUGAAGCAGAAGAUUUACGUUUACAGUCAUGUCAAAAAAUUCAACAGGUUAACAGGCAAACUAGGAAUAGGCAGGCUGAAGUAACAAAUAAAUUACGUGAAAGAGCAGAAGAAAUAAGCCAUUGGAAAGGUGAACUGAAUACUGAAAUUCAUCUUAAUGAUCAAGAACAAGAGAGACUAAAAACAAGUAUUCAACUUCUGAACUGUAACAAGGAGUAUAUCAAAAAACCACUAGAAAUAGCUGAAGAAUGCCUAGCGAACAGAGAACAAAGAUAUGGAAUUGAUGAAGUUAAAGAUAUCGUUGAAAGGGCAUUAAGCAAAGAAGUUCAAAAUGUCAACAAAGGAAUCGAACAAAUUGGCAAACUUUUUGAAAAAGCUGAAAUUCAACUUAAACUUUUACGUACAAUGCAAAAUGAGCUGCAAAAAGAUGCCAAUGAUAAAGAUCAUGCUCAUAAGAUCGAUGAUCGCUUGUAUGGUCUCUGUAAUUCUUCAGCAAAUAUUGCUUUCUAUGAUGGGAUUGAAUACGUAGACAAUACUCGAAGUAAUCCCACCUCAUGGAUGAGAUAUACACAAGAAAAUUUAAUCCGAUCACAGAACCAACGUAAUGCAUCUGAAAACUUACGUGAGAAAAUAGAUGCUGCUUUAAGAUCUAUAAUUGGCAACGUACAUGGUCAGUUCAUUACCGUAAAUAACGCACUACAAACAAGGAUUACUGAAGUAACCAAUGCAAGAGAUAACCUUCGUUUAUCCCUGAGAAAAGUUACACAAGAAUUAUAUGAAGUGGAAAAUUUAAUCGAUGCACUACAGAAAACUACGGAUGACAAAAUGAAGCCAUUGAAGGUUGCACAAACGAGACUAAAGGAAAGAACUGGAAGAUUAAAAACAAGAUAUCUUCCCAGUUCACCUAAUAGUGUGAUGACAACAGAAUAUUCCAAUGAAUGA